This is a messenger RNA of Komagataella phaffii GS115, 1242 nucleotides long. RefSeq lists its product as uncharacterized. Gene Ontology annotation, molecular function: oxidoreductase activity, acting on NAD(P)H. NCBI's taxonomy places the organism in Eukaryota, Fungi, Ascomycota, Pichiomycetes, Pichiales, Pichiaceae. The transcript has a single exon. The coding region runs from base 1 to 1242 and encodes 413 amino acids. The record is from RefSeq and is a predicted model, not a curated record.
AUGGUAACGGCCACAACGACUUCCAUUAUCAGCGAGGACCGUACAAGGGGUGCUGAUAUUCUGAAGAAGGCCAAAGAUGAAUUCCCGACACCUGAAUCCACUGUGGUAAAGAAAAGACGUCUUUCAAGUGUAAGCUCGGACUCUGAAGUGGUUGAGAAAAGUUUCAAGAAACAGCAAAAGAAAUCACUAAAUCUUUCCGCUCCUUUACUUGAAAGAUCAAGAUCGCAAUCCGCUUUGGUGAUUACGCACUUUGACGAUCCUUAUGAUUUGAACAAGGAACACCCCUAUCCAGAACUAAGACCAUAUGAGGUUCUCAUAAAAAAUAAGGUUGUUGGUUUGAAUCAUGUUGACUGGAAGGCCAAGAAAUUCAAAUUUGCAAUUUACUCAUUUCCUUGGGUGAACGGGAGAGAAAGUAGUGGAGUUGUAGUAUCGCAUGGAACAAAGGUGGAUGACACUAAGCUUCCAGUUAAUCAGAGAGUAUUUAUUGUAAGCACCAGCUAUAGAGACAUUCGUACCAGCACAUUCCAAGAAUACACAGCAAUAGACUCAAGGCUAGUUUGGAAACUCCCAGGGAGUUUUUCAUUCGAAAAUGGUGCAACCAUUGGAGUUGGUUUGGUUACAUCUGGUAUGGCCUUCCAUUCUUGGGGAUAUGCAAGUUCAAAUGAUAGGAUAGAAAAGAAUUCCAAAACUAUGUUAAUUUGGGGAGGAUCGUCUGUUGUUGCACUUUACGCAAUGCAGUUUGCUAAAUAUUUUGGAUUCAAAGUGGUUUCUAUUGCCAGUGAAAAGAAUGCAGAGUACAUCAAAUCUUUUGGUUGUGACCUUGUGGUUGACAGGCACUUAGGCUUUGAAAAGAUUGAGGAAAUCAUUCAUUCAGAGGUCAAACAUAUUGAUUAUGCAUUGGAUUGUGUUUCCAGGGAGACUUCGGAGUUAUCAUUGAAGCUCAUUCAAAAAGUCAACGGAGAAGACGAUGACUCUAAAUCGUAUUUUAUACCACUUGUCGCAAAACCAAAAGCUGAAAUACCAAAGAAUGUUCAAAUGGAAGAAGUCUUUAUAAAAAAGUUCCACGAAGACAUUAAACUGGGAGAAGAGUUUGUUAACUUUUCGACUUCAUUGUUUGAAAAUGGCAACCUCAAACCUGUAAGGCAUAGAACAUUUCAUGGAGGUUUAAAGGGCAUUGUAGAUGGGUUAUUGCAAUUAGAAGAGAAAGGUGCGAGCGCAGAGAAAUAUGUUGCUUCAUUCUAA